This is a messenger RNA of Osmerus eperlanus (European smelt), 9827 nucleotides long. RefSeq names its product vacuolar protein sorting 13 homolog A (gene vps13a). Gene Ontology annotation, cellular component: extrinsic component of membrane. NCBI's taxonomy places the organism in Eukaryota, Metazoa, Chordata, Actinopteri, Osmeriformes, Osmeridae. Gene Ontology annotation, biological process: autophagy; protein targeting to vacuole; protein retention in Golgi apparatus. The record is from RefSeq and is a predicted model, not a curated record.
UCGCAUAAUUUAGAACUACACCCCCACGUCCUCAGACCAGCGAGUCAGUCGAAAGUGAACGUAAACAUGGUGACUGAGAGGUGAACGCCACGGCAACAUGGUCUUCGAAAGCGUGGUUGUUGAUGUCCUGAAUAGGUUUCUAGGGGACUACGUUGUAAACCUCGAUAGCUCACAACUCAAGCUCGGCAUAUGGGGAGGUAAUGCGGUGCUGAGAAAUCUUGAGAUAAAGGAGAAUGCCUUGAGUCAACUGGACAUUCCUUUCAAAGUGAGAGCAGGGCAUAUAGGACGGUUGGAGCUUAAGAUUCCUUGGAAGAACCUGUACACCCAAUCAGUGGAGGCGACACUGGAUGGAGUCUACCUGCUCAUCGUGCCCACAGCCAGUAUCAAGUACGAUGCGGAGAAGGAGGACAAGCAGUUGCAGGAGGUGCGUCAGAGGGAGCUGCAGAGGAUCGAGGAUACCAAGCAGAAGGCCGCUGAGCAAGAAAACCCCACCUUGGAAAAGCAGGACACCUUUGUGGAGAAGCUGGUCACCCAGGUGAUCAAGAACCUGCAGGUGAAGAUCUCCAACAUCCACGUCCGCUACGAGGAUGACGUCACCAACCCUAACUGUCCUCUGUCUUUCGGGGUAUCCCUUCAAAACCUCAGCCUGCAGACGUGUGACGCAAACUGGAAGCCUUGUCUCCUGAACGAGAAAGCCAAGCUCUUCUUCAAGCUCGUUCAGUUGGACAACCUGUUUGCCUACUGGAAUGUCAAUUCCACCCUCUACUCCAACCACAGCCCAGAUCAGGCCCUGCUAUGUCUCCAGAACAGCAUCACCGCCCAGUGUUCCCUCCCCGGCAACCAUGACUUCAUUUUUCGUCCAAUCACAGCGAACGCCAAGCUGCGUAUGAACCCGCGGUCCGAUGUGGACUUCUCCUCGCCCAAGGUGGACCUGGUGGUCAAACUGAGAGAGGUGGCCAUCGAGCUGAACAGACCCCAGUACAUCAGCAUUCUGGAGCUGCUGGGCUCUGUGGACAUGAUGUCACGCAACCUUCCAUACAGGAAGUACCGUCCAAGAGUCCACGUUCACACCAACGCCUUCCAAUGGUGGCAGUACGUGAUAACGGGCAUCAUGGAGGUCGAUGUGAAGCCCCGGUUGCACAUGUGGUCAUGGAAACACAUCAAGCGUCACCGGGUGACGGUGAAACGUUACCGGGAACGCUACAAGGAGAAGAUCACCAGCAAGAAGCCCCCAGACACCCUGCUCAAGGAACUGGAGGAACACGAGAAGACGCUGGAUAUCUUCAACAUCACUCUGGCCAGACAGCAGGCUGAAAUGGAGGCCAGCAAGGCAGGCCUCCGUAUCUAUCGCCCGGGGCUGAAGAUGGAGGAGGAGGAGUCUCAGAGCUGGUUCGGCUGGGCGUGGGGCUGGGGAGGCAAGGGCGCCACCCAGGCCCAGGAGGUCAAGACCGGAGGGUUUGAUGGGCUGAUGACACCUGCUGAGAAGUCCAAACUCUACACUGCCAUUGGAUACAGCGAGACGGCUGUCAAUCCCAACGUGCCAAAGAAUUUUGAGGACAUGAAGGUCGACUUCCACAUGGAGAAGCUGUCAGUGUCCAUCAAGGACAGCAAGGACAAGGAUGAGAUCAUCAAGCUGACUGUGGAGGAGCUGAAGUCCCUGCUGACCCAGAGGCCUGGGGCUCAGGCCAUUAAGCUGGUUGCCAGGCUGAGUCUGUUUGAGGUGACCGGGCUGUCCAGUAACCGGGUGGCGCCCACGCUGCUGUCGUCGAGGAAGGCUGCCACGGUAACGGGCACUCCCCUGCUGAGCAUCCUGUUUGAGACCAACCCCCUGGACGCCAGCGCCGACCAGAGGCUGAAGGUCCAGUCCCAGCCCCUGGAGAUCAUCUACGACGCUAUAACAGUGAACGGCAUGUCGGCCUUCUUCAUGCCCCCUGACGACAUUCAGCUGGACGAACUAACCAACGCCACGCUGAUGAAGCUGGAGCAGUUCAGAGACAGGACCGCCACAGGUCUGCUGUACGUCAUCGAGACCCAGAAGGUUCUGGACUUGAACGUCAACCUGAUGGCGUCCUACGUGAUCAUCCCUCAGACGGGCUUCUACAGCGGCACCCAGAACGUCGUCCUGCUGGACCUGGGACACUUCAAGGUGACCAGUCAGAGCAGGAAGGGGCUUCCUCAGCUGUCGGUGGGCAGCAGCACCAUCGAUGAGUUCAUGUCCCGCGCCUACGACAGCUUCGACGUGCAGCUCAGCAGCCUGCAGCUGCUGUACAGCAAGCCUGACGGGGACUGGAAGAACGCCCGUAAGCUGAAGAAGUCGUCGCUUCACAUCCUGGAGCCUGUGGACCUGAAGGUGGUGUUCAGCAGGGCCAUGGUGGUGUCCGACCCUCGCAUGCCCAAGUUCAAGGUGUCUGGGGAGCUGCCUCGGCUGUCGGUGCGUAUCUCAGAUGAUAAGGUGCGCGGCGUGCUGGCUCUGAUUGACAGCAUCCCCCUGCCUGAGAGCAGACCAGCCCCUCGCGGCUCCGCAUCACACUCCACACCCAAGGCACCUAAGUCCUACACGCCUCAGCUAACCCCCAGGAAACCAGCUAUAGCUGACCUGAGAUCCUCAAUCAUCUUCGACUCAGGUUCGGAGGAGGAUCUGUUCUAUGAUGCUCCCAGCUCCCCAAUAGGAGACCAGCCCUUCUUCCCAGACAUGCCCAGUCCGCUCCAGCGCUCAGUGUCGGUCAAGAGGAGGGGCCUGGUGAAGAAAGACCCUCAGAAGAACAUGACGGAGCUCCUCGUCAGGUUUGAGAUCAAUGAGGUGUCGGUGCAGCUGUGUCGUCUGAGCGGAGGUGUGGAGGUGUCUGUGCUCCAGCUGGACAUCGAGGGGCUGGGCACAGAGUUCAGCCUGCGCACCUUCGACAUGACCUCCUACACUUUCCUCCGGGAGAUCUGCCUCAAGAGCCCCGAGCACAUGGAUUCUGAAGAGAAGAUGGUUCAUCUCAUCACUACUCUAGACAACACUGAGGAUGACCUGCUCACUCUGGAAUACACCAAGGCUGAUAAAAAUGGUCCAGAAUUCAAGUCCAACUACAACAACACAGAACAACUGAUCAAGGUGAACUUCUCGUCUCUGGACGUGCACCUGCACACAGAGGCGCUCCUCAACGCCAUGAACUUCCUGAACAGCCUCCUCCCCCCCCCCUCCGCCGAGAAGGGGGCGGGGCCAGAGGACCUGCCCACCAUCCCGGAGGAGGACGAGGGAGAGGGGGAUGAGGAGGGGAAGGAGAAAGAGUCCACAGUACCAAAGAAACCAUCUUGUAAGAAGUCCAAGUUUGAGGACGUGGUGAAUUUGCACAUCAGAGCCGACAUGAACUGUCUGAAGGUUUUCAUUCGAGGAGAGAAGGCCAGGAUAGCUGAGAUCUGCAUUGAGGGGCUGUUGUCGGAGGUUCUGAUGAGGAAGAAGGAGAUGGAGGUUCUGGCCAAGCUGAGGAACAUCGUUAUUCUGGACUGUGACAAGGAGGCCCUCUACAAGAAGACGGUGUCCAUAGCUGAUAAGGAGGUGUUUGACUUCCACAUGUUGAACCACACGGACGCCACGGAGGGCGAUGCCUACCUGGAUAUGAUGAAGGUGGACGCCAGCGUCACCCUCACUGUGGGCUGCAUCCAGAUCAUCUUCCUCAACAAGUUUGUCUCCUCCAUACUGGCGUUCAUCAACAACUUCCAGGCAGCGAAGGAGGCUCUGGCGGAGGUGACGGUGCAGGCGGCAGAGAAGGCGACCGUGGGGGUGAUGGAGCUGGCGGAGCGCAGCAGCCGCAUCUCCCUGAGCGUGGACUUCAAGGCCCCGGUGGUGUUCGUCCCCCAGUCCUCCUCCUCCCCCAACGUCAUUGUGGCCGACCUGGGCAUGGUCACCGCCAAGAACCGCUUCACCACCGUGGACGAGCGCAAGCACGGGACCAUCCCGCCCGUGGUGGACACCCUGAUGGUGGCGCUGAGCGACCUCAAGCUGUACAGGACCACGUUUGAGCGCGGGGUGUUCCAGGGGGAGAUCCAGCUGCUGAAGCCGGUGAACCUUGACCUCUCCAUCAGGAGGAACCUGGCUUCCUCCUGGUACCACCUCAUCCCAGACAUCGAGAUCAAGGCUCACCUCAAACCCAUGAACCUGAUCCUGAGCCAGGACGACCUGACGGUGGUCCUGAGGACUCUGAGUGAGAACCUGGCAGAGACGUCGGACGCCGUGCCCCCCCCUCCCCCUCGCCUGCCCCCCCCGGCUGACCGCUCCGACACCACCUCCACCAGGGGCUCCCAGGGCUCCGGGGCCAACGCCCCCAGCAGCGGCACCACGGUGGUGACAGCAGCUGUGGUGGAGCACCAGAAGACCAUCAAGCUGAAGAGCACCCUCAAACUGGACUUCAAGUUCGACUCCCUGACCCUGGUGCUCUACACUCCUAAUGGGAACGAGGUGCAGGUGCUGGACUCGAGGCAUGAGCAGCUGAAGCUGGCUGAGGUCACCCUGGGGACCAUCUCCACCCUGGUGGACAUGCUGUCUGACGGCUCCAUGAAGGCCUGCGUCAAGCUCACCAACUGUCUGCUGGACGACAAGAGGCCCAGGAUCAACAUGGUCACCCCCAGGAUGAUGGCGAUGCGCCCGGGGACAGAGAAGAACGUGAUGGUGGUGGUGAACUACCGGGCGGGCCGUGACGGCACCACUCUGGAUACGCUGGUGCAGGACGUGUACCUCUGCGCCAGCAUGGACUUCCUGCUCACCGUGGCAGACUUCUUCCUCAAGGCCAGCCAGCAGGGCUUCUCUGGGCCUGCCGCCACGCCCAGACCCAGCAGCACCAAGCACAGCAGCAACAACGCUGGGAAAGAGCCUGUGUCCUCUGCUCCCGUGGUGUCCAAGAUGGACAUCAAUGUUCUGGUGAAGAACCCUGAGAUCGUGUUCGUGGCCGACCUCACGCGUGCCGACGCCCCCGCCCUCGUCAUGACGACGGAGUGCGAGCUGGUGAUGAGGAGCGACCCCGGCGGCCAGCUGAUAACCGCCAGCAUCAAAGACCUGAAGGUGGUGGCUUGUCCCUUCCUGAGGGAGAAGAGGAGGAACAACGUGACCACGGUGCUGCUGCCCUGUCAGGUGUUCUUCAGGAGCUCCCAGCCCACCGGCUCCCCUCAGGCCAUGGAGGUCUCCAUCCAGGACCUCACCCUCAAGGUAUCCCCCAUCAUCAUCAACACGGUGAUCACCAUCCAGUCAGUCCUCAGCCCCGCCGCUGAGACGCCCCAGGAGGAGGACAGCCCCGCUGCCCUGGCGCUGUGGGAGAAGCAGGGCUGGAAGGAGAUGAACCUCUGGUUCCUGGAGGAUCAGUGUCAGGAGGACGCCCAGUCCCUGGCCCCCCUCAUCCCCCAGGGGGAGUCGCUGCAGGUGAGCAUCAGCUCUAUCUGCCUGACGCUGGAGGCAGGGGUGGGGCACCGCACCGUGCCCAUGCUGCUGGCCAAGUCCUCCUUCUGUGGAGACGUCAAGGACUGGAGCACCCUCAUCAACCUGCACAGCCAGCUCAACCUGGAGCCGCUGAAGGACGCCGUGACGUCGUCGCACACGGGCGGAGCCGGGGAGCACUUUGACCAACCUUACGUCCUGCACCUGUGGCCCUCCUUCCUGCUGCGCAACCUGCUUCCCUACCCCCAUCACCUACAGACUGCACAGGACAGCGGAGACUCCGCCUCCACCCUGAGCGAGGGCCACUCCGCCCAGCUCCACACGGCCGUCAUCAACCAGUCCAGCCUGGAGCUCCGCCUCCUGGAUUACCUCUCCCAGGAUUGGUCGGCCGAGUACAGUCUCCACAGCAACCAGGAAGAGAUCACCUUCCUCGUGUUCCGCUCGCUUCACAUGGAGGAGUAUCACUCCGGGCAGGACGCCGAGGGAGAGGACAGGAAGAGGGCGGAGCUAGACAUUGCGGUUCACGUCAAGUACGAGGCCGGCCAGGCAGUGGUCGCCAUCCACUCUCCUUAUUGGAUGGUGAACAAGACAGGCAGGCUGCUGCAGUACAAGGCUGACGACAUCCAUCGCAAACACCCGCUGGACUAUGACAUGCCCCUGCUGUUCUCCUUCAAGCCGCACAACUUCCUGCAGAACAACAAGGUGCGUCUGAUGAUCUCAGACAGCGACCUGUCGGACGACUUCUCCUUGGAUACCGUCGGGAGCUACGGCGACGUGAAGUGCAAGGGCAGGGUGAAAGACUACCUGGUGGGCGUGAAGAUCGACGCGAGCAGCUUCAGUUUGACCCGCCUCGUGACCUUUGUGCCGUUCUACAUGCUGGUGAACAGAACCAAGCUCACCAUCCUGGUCAGCGAGGAGGGCCAGGAGAACUGGACCGAGGCCAAGCCGGAACAGUUUGCCAUCCCGUUCUGGCCAGAGAAACACGCCAAGAAGCUGAAGGUGAAGGUAGACGGCUCUCAGUCGGCCCACCAAACCAUCGACUUCACCCACCCCGAAAACUGCCUACUUCUGCACCUGGACAACACUCUGGGCGGGAUCAUCGUGGACGUGAACCUCACGGAACACUCGGCCGUGAUCCGUUUCUCUGACUACCAUGACGGUGCCGCGCCCUUCCUCAUCAUCAACCACACCAAGGACAUGACGCUGGAGUUCUACCAGAGCGGCAGGAGGGACUCCUCAGUGUGGGUGGCCCAUGAUCUUCUGGACCUCUCCUUCUCUGAGCAGGAGGACGAGACCAGCUCCCAGAAGGAGAGGGACUCGCUGGAGCCAGGCAGGGCUGUGUACUACACCUGGGCGGAGCCCACAGGCUCCAGGCAGCUCAAGUGGACCUGUGGCUCCUACAGCGGAGAGCUGAAGAGUGAGGAGGACCAGCGUGUGGACGUGAACAAAGAGGGCAACCUCUUCUUCAUCUCCUUCUACGAGGGCCUCCAGAGGGUGGCGCUGUUCACCCAGGAGCGCCGGGUCUACAGGCAGCUGUGUGAGAGCGAGAAGGCAGAGAUGGCCACACAGGAAGUCAUCCUCUCCCUCCAGAAUGUGGGUGUGUCCCUGGUCAACAACAGCAGCAGCCAGGAAGUGUCUUUCAUCGGCAUCACCAGCUCUGACGUGGUAUGGGAGUGCAAACCAAAGAAGAAAUCUCGCUGGAAAACCUUGAACGUGAAGGACACUGAGAUGCUGGAGAAGCUGUUCAGGGAGUACGUAGAGAGCGGACCUGUGGACAACCUGAUACAGGACCUGGACAACAACUUCCAGGUGUCCCUGACUCCUAACGGGCUGGACAUGAGGAUGCUGCAGCCGUACGACUCCCCGCUCAGGAGGAACUACCUGCCGGGCGUCAAGGUGGAGUACAGCAUGUCGGCCCACCAGAGCGCCUACCGGGUCCAGAUCAACCGCAUACAGAUCCAGAAUCAGCUGCCAGGAGCCAUUUUCCCCUAUGUGUUCUACCCGGUCAAGCUGCCCAAGUCUGUCACCAUGGACUCAGAGCCCAAACCGCUGACUGACAUCAGCAUCAUCACCAGGGCUGCCGGACACUCCGACAUCUCACGCAUCAAGUAUUUCAAGGUUCUGAUCCAGGAGAUGGACCUGAAGCUGGACCUGGGGUUCCUGUACGCCAUCUUGGAUCUCUUCACCCCAGAGAACGCCAGCGUGAUGACAUCAGAGCAGGAGGUGGAGCUGUUUGAGAAGGAUAUAGAGUACCUGAAGACAGAGCUGAACCAUGUGUCUGCGACUGACACCUCCCCCAUCAGCCUCUACGAAUACUUCCACAUCUCUCCCAUCAAGCUGCACCUGAGCUUCUCCCUGAGUUCUGGAGGGGAGGAUGGGAACAAGGAGAAGAGAGAGACUGAGGUCAUCCCGGUCCAGUCUCUCAACCUGCUGCUGAAGAGCAUCGGAGCCACGCUCACAGACGUCCAGGAUGUGGUCUUCAAACUGGCCUUCUUCGAGUUGACCUUCCAGUUCCGCACCCACCAGCAACUGCAGUGGGAGGUCAUCAGACACUACUCCAAACAGGCCAUCAAGCAGAUGUACGUGCUGGUGCUGGGGCUGGACGUCCUGGGGAACCCGUUCGGCCUGAUCAGGGGGCUGUCCGAGGGCGUGGAGGCCUUCUUCUACGAGCCCUACCAGGGAGCUAUCCAGGGGCCAGAGGAGUUUGUGGAAGGAAUGGCCCUCGGAGUGAAGGCGCUGGUAGGAGGGGCUGUUGGGGGCAUAGCGGGCGCCGCCUCCAGGAUCACGGGCGCCAUGGCGAAGGGCGUGGCUGCCAUCACGAUGGACGAGGAGUACCAGCAGAAGAGACGAGAGGCCAUGAACAAGCAGCCCAGCGGCCUGAGAGAGGGCCUGACCCGGGGGGGCAAGGGGCUGGUCUCUGGCUUUGUGAGUGGGAUCACAGGGAUCGUCACCAAGCCCAUCAAAGGGGCCCAGAAGGAGGGGGCUGUGGGCUUCUUUAAGGGCGUAGGGAAGGGGCUUGUGGGGGCCGUGGCUCGCCCCACCGGAGGCAUCAUAGACAUGGCCAGCAGCACCUUCCAGGGCAUCAAGAGGGCGGCAGAGACGUCGCAGGAUGUGGAGUCCCUACGCCCGCCUCGCUUCAUCCACGAAGACGGGGUCAUACGACCAUAUAAGGAAAUAGAGGGCAUCGGCAGCCAGAUGCUACAGAAAAUUGAGAACGGGCGCUUUGCCAGGUAUCGGUAUUUCGCCCACGCGAAGAUCAACGACUCGGACUUCCUGAUGAUCACAAAGAGGGGGGUCUUCUUCGUGACCAGGGGCACGUUCGGCCAGCUCACCUGUGAGUGGCAGUACCUCUUCGACGAGUUCACCAAGGAGCCAAUGAUCGUGGAGGGGCGGAGACUUCGCAUCGAGGCCAAGGAGAGAGUAAAAUCAGUGUUUCAUGCCAAAGAGUUUGGGAAGAUCAUCAACUUCAAGACUCCUGAUAUUGCCAAGUGGGUUCUUUGCAAACUCGAGGACGCCAGAGAGAGUUUGCCCAAAUACUGACAGCUCAGCCUGAACACUACAAGAAGGGAUCAACGCACAGUAAUGCUGACACACACACACACACACACACACACAUACUGCUCCUGUGUGUCAGUGCCUUUUCCCCCUGCAUGAUGUACAGUAAUGCACCAGUGACUGGUUGUACAAACGACUAUAGUUCUGCCAUAGACUGUUAGUGCGUGUUUGUGUGCGCGUGUGUGUGUGUGUGUUGUGGAUUAAGGGAAUAGGGUGUGCCUGUAUCAUUAUACUUACUGUAAGGGAACAAGUAAUCAUGUGCUCCACUAAUGCAUAAAUCUGUAGUCUUAACACACACGCACACACACACCCAGAACGGCACUUACCGGCGGUCAAGUUACUGGCUUCUUUUAAAUGGAAACGUGUGGUGGAACAGCCUGACCUCUCUCUCACAGGCCGGUUUGUUUCACCGGGAAGGUGACCCUCACCCCCCCUCCAUCCUCUACUCCCUGUGUUUUUCACAUCCUCCUGCGACACAAGACUGUUCCGUGACGAAGAGUAGCAUGCUAUUUUUCUAUGCGUCUAAUCCCAUCUACAGGUUGCAACUCCUUCGCGUGUGCGUGUGUAUAUUUAAUAGUCUUUGAUUAUGCAUCUGGUACUGAGCAGGUUGGGUCAGGUUUACAUGGUUUCACACUACGGCUAUGCAACGUCAGCUAAGACAAAGAGUUGUCUUACGGAAGGAAAAGGAAUAUAUAAUGUGAUUGUUAUAAGCCGUGCUUUUAUUUCAUGUGCUGGUUCUAAUGGUUACCUGUGUUUUGGAUGCACUGCAACUACUGUUAAUAGCACUGCCAGAGGAGUUUUGUUGUUUGUCUGUUUAUUUCGGCUUGUUUUUAAUUAAAUAAAAUAUCUGUAUUUCUCAUGA